This is a messenger RNA of Nicotiana attenuata, 965 nucleotides long. RefSeq names its product probable glutathione S-transferase. Gene Ontology annotation, cellular component: cytoplasm. Lineage: Eukaryota; Viridiplantae; Streptophyta; Magnoliopsida; Solanales; Solanaceae. The transcript has 2 exons. Gene Ontology annotation, biological process: glutathione metabolic process. The coding region runs from base 111 to 779 and encodes 222 amino acids. Gene Ontology annotation, molecular function: glutathione transferase activity. The record is from RefSeq and is a predicted model, not a curated record.
UUUGCCUCUAUAAAAGAAGACCAAAGUUCAAGAGGUCAGAACCACCACAUAAAAUUCCUCAACCAACAUUGUAAAGCAAAAAACAGAGAACCAAAGUUGUGAGUUGUGAGAUGGCAGAAGUGAAGUUGCUUGGUCUUUGGUAUAGCCCUUUUAGUCACAGAGUUGAGUGGGCUCUAAAGAUUAAGGGCGUGGAAUAUGAAUUUUUAGAAGAAGAUUUACAAAAUAAAAGCCCUCUACUUCUUCAAUCAAAUCCUGUUUACAAGAAAAUCCCAGUGCUAAUUCACAAUGGAAAGCCCAUUUCUGAAUCUAUUGUCAUCCUUGAAUACAUUGAUGAGACAUUUGGCGGCCCUUCCAUUUUGCCUAAAGACCCUUAUGACCGUGCUAUAGCUCGUUUCUGGGCUAAGUUUUUUGAAGAAAAGGGGACAUCAGUGGGGAGAUCUUUCUUUCUAAAAGGAGGGGAGCAAGAGAAAGCUAAAGAGCAAGUUUGUGAGAUGUUGAAAGUUCUUGAUAAUGAGCUCAAGAAUAAGAAGUUCUUUGUCGGUAACAAAUUUGGAUUCGCUGAUAUUACUGCAAAUGCUGCGGCACUUUGGCUGGGAGUUCUUGAAGAAGCAUCUGGAGUUGUUUUGGUUACAAGAGAAAAAUUUCCAAAUUUUUGUGCGUGGAGAGAUGAAUACAUAAACUGCAGCCAAAAUAAGGAAUAUCUGCCUCCAAGAGAUGAAUUGCUUGCCCAUUUCAAAGCUCGCUUUCAAGAUGCAGCUGCUGCUUCUGCUCCCAAAUGAAUACUUUCUUGUUCAUCUUUGAAGUUCAAAGAUUUUGUGUGGCAAUAAAAUAGAAGUGGAUUUAGUGCUAGUUUUGUGGGUUUAACUGAAUCAUUCGUAUUGGCUUGAACAAUGUAUGUUAUUUAUUGUGUUCGGAAUACAAAUAAAAACAGAAUAUAAUAAGAAAUGAACUUGAAUUAAUUCUGA